Messenger RNA from Paramacrobiotus metropolitanus, 2696 nucleotides. Its product is annotated as probable G-protein coupled receptor 139. The transcript is spliced from 4 exons. NCBI's taxonomy places the organism in Eukaryota, Metazoa, Tardigrada, Eutardigrada, Parachela, Macrobiotidae. Gene Ontology annotation, cellular component: plasma membrane. The coding region runs from base 888 to 2042 and encodes 384 amino acids. The record is from RefSeq and is a predicted model, not a curated record. Gene Ontology annotation, biological process: G protein-coupled receptor signaling pathway. Gene Ontology annotation, molecular function: G protein-coupled receptor activity.
GACGGAUCUCGUUAUUUUUAUUUAUUAUUUCAGCCAGUUGCGAAGAAAUGCGCUCAUUAAUUUUGUUUGUUAUUGCUUAACCCAACCGGGAUAAUUAUUUAACUGCGUCGGUCUGCAGAGGAAGUUAUUUAUCAGUAGUUUACGUUUUUAUGAUUUGCAUAAUAUUACAGGAAAAAACUAUUUCUGUGCAUGCAGCGCACUUUCGAAUUCCCUUCGCGCACGUUACAGUAAAUACAUACAGUAUCGUUGUCGGCUGGUCGUAGCGAGUUGCCUGACGCAAAUGGUCGCUGCGUGUCAGACUAUAUGUUGCCGUGGUGUGCGGAUGUUUUCAUCAUGACUCACAGGAUCCGGAAGCACAGCGCCAGGUUUUCUAUAACAGCACUGGAUGCAAGCCGCUUUAAAUGAUCGUAAAAAAGGAAAAGCGAUCUUUUGUGUUGAGUGACUUGUGCGAGUUGUGCUCGGUCACGCAGCGAGGAACUGAAUUAUUGGUACAGUGCUCUCCCGCUUAAUGCAGAUCCGUGAUCGAAUGAGUUUUGGCCGUGUGUGUUUAUUUGUUAAUGGUGUACUUUUUUGAAAUUGUGGGAUCAUAAAUAUUUGCAUACUUUUGCUCGUUACAACUUACCACAAGUUACCGUGUUGUGUCCGUGCGUACCACGAAUAGUACUGCUGCAUUUAUUGUGAUAUCUUCGUUCGUGGCUGCCGCAUUUUUACUGGCGUACACGAAACCAGUUUUUUGCCGGUUGACUUUGGUUUCGAGUGGCUUCGAGAUUCUGCUCAUGUCAUCACUUUCCCCAAAAAGACCUUGUGUGAUUGUUUAAAUUUACACACACACAAUACUCCUGACCCAUUGAUGAAUUAAUCGCCAAAUCAAAGUUGCCGAUUAAGCAAUGUCCAGUCAGACUGCACCACAAAGCAACAAUGCGUCAGCGGUUAAUCCAGGGUCAGUGGAUUCCGUGUGCGGCUGGACGCCACUGCAGCAGUCCAACAAUACUGAUGCGGCAGACCUUUUUAUACAGGUGGAUUUGGUCUUGUUUCCAUUCUUUUUGGGUUUGUCCACCUUUGGCAACAUACUGAACCUGAUUGUUUUGCUGCGGGAGAAGUCCUUCGGAGGAAAAAACGCGUAUCUAGUUUCCAUUGCGAUUAUUGACACCAUUUAUAUGUGGUGUGCGCUGUGGUCUUACACGAUCAACUACGACCAAGUCCUUCACGAUGGCGCCCUCCGCCCGUCGCUGAAGGCGGCAUUUGAUCGCGUAGCCGGACUUGUAAUGUUCCUGCAAGAAACCGCGGUGUUUUCCUCCUCAUGGCUCAUAAUAGCUUUCAGUAUGGAAAGGUUACUAGCCAUCCGGUUUCCUUUGCGUUACUUAACCGGAAGUAACUUGAAACGCACAGCUAUCAUUAUCGCCACAAUCAUAGCAGUGGCGGUUUUGUUAACCUGUUUCCGCUUGGUGGACUAUUACUGGUUCUAUGACAACUUCCUUCGUUUACGCCCCAGACCCAAAAUAAGACCACCGCGACCUUAUGGGCUUAUGAUUUGGAGCAAAGCAUAUACUUGGGGACAGGUUUUCAUUCAAGUGUUCACAUUCCUGGCCAUUCUGAUCGUGAACACUGUUUUAUUACUGACAAUUUUCCAACAACGGAAGCGUCGCGAAAAGAAGCUGCAGGCUGUGUCCUCAAAGGAAAAGGCAUAUGCCGAAUGGUAUGCACUGCCGAUGCUGGCCGCGUGCGUGAUACUAUACUUGGCGACGCAGUUCCCGGGAUUUAUCGACAAUUUGACGUAUUUGUUGGAAAAGACCUGCACUUUUCAGCGGAACCCCAACAUGCAGGCUGUUAUGCGACCUUUACAGAACAUCGCCAUGAACAUUAAUUUCUCAGUCAAUUUUCUUUUAUACUGCGGAGUUAGUGCGAAAUUUCGUGACACCGUCAAAAAGAUGAUGGUGGUGGACUUUUUUCGGAGCGUCAAACGCCGCUUAUCGGAGGAUUCCAACAAAUCAAUUACUACUGUGAUACGAAACCGCACCAAAGCAUCGCCUGUCAGCUUAUAACUCUGUACAGAACUUUUUUUAUAUCUAUAGUAUUCACCUGGUUGGAUUUAGUAUUGCCACCUGUAGCUGCGCUGUGCCGCUAAUGUAAACCUCACAACUCAGUAGGAAGGGGAUGAUACUAUUAGUAUAUUGUACAUACAGAUACGCCGAUAUAAACAAAAUCAUAGACUUUCCGUUAGUUUUACUUUUGGAAACCACGUGCACACCUGCCCUAAGAACACUAGAUACUUCAUACUCGUACUGUAGAUUGUCUGAGUACAGCCUACACUCACCGUCAGCUGGUGGACUGUGGUUUUGUAACACUUGUAAUUUGUUGGACAAAGACACAGGCUUUUCAGUUUAAUUACACUGUAGUUACAUUAUUUUUGUUCGUAAAGUUUUGUUCGAGUGACUUUACAGUUUAUGACUGACCUCAAUAAAAAAAUUAGUGAUAGACUGUUCGAAGUGAGUGUGAAUAAAACUUCAUCGUGUUGAUCAAAUUAUACAACUUGCAACGUGGCAUCUUUCGUGCGAUCAGCGUACAGCUGCAGUUAACAAGCUUAAAGCUUCUCGUUCUUUGCUGUUUCUGCUCAUAAAGGUCGUUUAAAACAACUUCGCCUAUUAUUUUGCAGAUUAAAAAAAUCUUCCGCGCGUGAAAGUGAUGCCUUUUAUUUC